AUGCAAGUCGCCGGUGAUUGUCCGCGGCCUAUAGGUGAGGCGGAGAGCGAGCAGAUGCGCGCACAGGUAGCGACCGAUCCACGGAGCAUUUGCAUGCAUGCGCAAAUUAAGGCCACUUUGCACGGAGGCAGAGAGGGCGAGAGCAAUGAUGGGCAGCAGCGCGCGCGUCGUGGGCAGGGGAGUCUCGCUGCGAACGAUCGCGAUGGACAGUCUCGGCUCAGUUUUGUGAGCGGAGAUUUGAAUAAGGUCGUCGGAAGCGGGGCACAAUGGCGGCCGUUGAGUUCCGUGAAACACGCGCACGACAAAAACGCGCGUCCCGCGGCCGGCCGCUUUGUCCCCGCCAGCCCAUUCAUCCCG
Molecule: messenger RNA, 357 nt
Organism: Iphiclides podalirius (scarce swallowtail)
Lineage: Eukaryota; Metazoa; Arthropoda; Insecta; Lepidoptera; Papilionidae
Source: the annotation of a GenBank genome assembly